This is a messenger RNA of Branchiostoma floridae (Florida lancelet), 1003 nucleotides long. RefSeq lists its product as uncharacterized. The record is from RefSeq and is a predicted model, not a curated record. Lineage: Eukaryota; Metazoa; Chordata; Leptocardii; Amphioxiformes; Branchiostomatidae. The coding region runs from base 148 to 966 and encodes 272 amino acids. The transcript has 3 exons.
AAGCAAAAAGGCCCAGAAUAGUUAGAAAACCUCCAGUACUAGUAUAAUAUAAGAACCUCCGAGAAGAGUAAGACCUUAGAAAGCCUGACAGGACGCCAGACCAGCCACCUCUCUCCUCCCAAGGCGUGUAUUACAGACGAGUGUAGCAUGUUUCUGUCCCUGCUGGUGUUGUUGCUGCCAGGCUGGGCUCGUGGUCAGGCCGGCUGGUGCACGGGAACCGGGCACUUCUACAACCCCAACUCUCCACACGGGACUCUCACGCCGUGCUGCUUCCACCAGGGAUACUGGCACACCCCCGGCAGUCACGUGACGGCGCACCUGGACACCUGCGUGACGUACGUGACCACCUGUGCGUCCCACGGCCAGCUACAGACGGACGCCGCCGUCAGCCCCAGGUGCUGCGCGUACAACGACAGGUACUUCCCGCACGGUGACGUCACCUACAGCGAACCUAGCGGCUGUGAGGUGAGGUGCCAGGAGGGCACACAGGUCAUCCAAGGUGACUGGACGCUGUGCUCCAACCCGCCCCCAGCCGCACAGAAACAAGAUGGCUGCCUCCACCAAGGUCACCACCUCGCCACUAACGUUACCAUAGUAACCCACCAUGACAACUGCACCACUGCGGGUCUGAGGUGCGACCCGUCCGGCUUCAUGGUGACCUUCAACACCGUCAACCCGGCCUGCUGCAGCAAAGAUGGCGCCUACUUCCCGCCCGAAUCGCACGUGGAAUCGGAGGCUAGUUUCUGCGAGGCGCGCGGGCUGUACUGCCGCAAAACGGGCGUGCUGGAGCCGUUCGCGUACCAGAACCCGCGCUGCUGUCGUUAUAACGGCCGGCUGUACGUACCUGGUGACGUCAUCACGUCCAGUACCGUUAACUGCCUCACCACACAGACACUAUGCGACAACAGGGGCCAGGGGCAGGGGCUCGUCGUCAUGGCAACACAUGCCGAAGAGAACUGUUCAUGACUACACUUCCGGCAGAUUACGUGACCAGCUGCCAAUA